Perkinsus marinus ATCC 50983 is the source of this 4092-nucleotide messenger RNA. RefSeq lists its product as hypothetical. The transcript has 15 exons. The record is from RefSeq and is a predicted model, not a curated record. The coding region runs from base 1 to 4092 and encodes 1363 amino acids. NCBI's taxonomy places the organism in Eukaryota, Perkinsozoa, Perkinsida, Perkinsidae. Gene Ontology annotation, molecular function: DNA binding; ATP-dependent chromatin remodeler activity; zinc ion binding.
AUGGAUAUACCCGUGUCGUUUGAUCUCGAGAAUUUCUUAUCUGCGGAGAGUUCCCAACUGAAGAAGCCGGCAUGCGGGGUGAAGUGGGAUCCUACGACCAGAAAUUGGAUCACCGAAACUAUGCAAGGGAAACUGAAGAAGAAACAGGCUGACGCUCUGCAGGAGUGGAGGUUUGAAGUUGACCUGGCGAAGUCAGGACUGAGCACAUGCCGACGGUGUGGACACAAGAUACCGAAAACGUCGUUACGAUUUGGAUAUCCCGUGGAAGACCCUCGAGGCGACCUUGGAGCGAUCAUUAUUUGGUUCCAUGCGGAAUGUGCACCGUUCAAGUUCCUGGAGAUAAACGGAUCCCUCGAGGGCCUAGUGGAUGGGGACUCGGGAGCUUCCUCUGAGAAUCUCGUCUCUGAUCCAUCUGAAUGGUUCACUGAGAACAUGAUGGGAUUCGGGGGUUUGGCGGAGGAGAAUAAGGAAGUGCUCCUAGGGGUGUUCCGGAAGCGCCAUGAAAAGAAAGAGGUGGAGGACUUGGACAUAGGAGGGAUGAAGCACAUGGUCUCCAAGUUGCUCGUGGACAAGUUUACUCCCCCUGACGAGCUAGUGAUGCCACUACUAGCCUUCCAGAAGGAAGGUCUCGCCUGGAUGUGCAACCAGGAGCUUACCAAAGAGUGCAGAGGCGGGGUGUUGGCGGACGAGAUGGGCAUGGGCAAGACCAUCCAGGCUGUGGCUCUAGUCAUGAAACGAUUGAAGGAGACGAAGGGGCCGACCUUGGUGGUCUGUCCAGUGGCAGCAGUGAUGCAGUGGUACAGCGAGAUCCAUCGCUACCUCAAGCCCGACUCUCUGAAGGUCCACGUCUAUCACGGCAACAAGCGGCUGAGUGGUGAGGACCUUCUCAAGUUUGAUGUGGUAUUGACGACGUACCAGACGAUGGAAUACGAAUACAGGAAACAACUGAACAAGUUGAAGUCCAUCUGUCGAUACUGUCAAAGAGCCUUCCUGCCCGAUAAGCUCAUCUGGCAUCAGAAAUAUAUGUGCGGUCCUGAUGCGGAAAAAACGGCCAAGCAGAGCAAGACCCACAAGAAGUUUAGGGAGGCUGCUGAGGCCGCUAAGAGGACCUUGGGGAUUCCUACAGCUAGUGUGGAGGGAGCGUCCGAGAGCCCGGAAUCGAAGCGGGGUCGGUCGAAGGGUAAGGCUGAGAGCGAUUACAAACCCCCUACAAUGGGCAACGUCCUGAGGGAGGUGAUGGCAAAGGCUGGCAUGGAGAAUGCUGAGAAGGCCAGCAUUUGGAAGGUUAAGGAGUUCUAUUGGGCCAAGCAGCGAGCUAAGCAUGAGGAGAAAGGGAUCAAGCUGGCCGAAGUAGAUGAGGCCAGCAUACGUAGGAUGACCAUGCGGGAGCUCAAGGAGGUUAUUAUGGACAGGUAUCCUGGCAUGGACAUACCCAAUCAGAUGAGGCGUGCCGAGCUGGUGUCGCUUAUUCUUGAGAUGGAGGAGGACAAGGGGGAGGUGAACGGCGAGUCGAGUGAAAGGAAAGUUGGUGAUGGGAACGAACACCGAGUUGAGCGACUCUCGGCGACGGACAUAGGGAAGCUGAAGGUGGCAGAGCUGCGAGCUAAGUGCCAGGAGAUGGGACUUGACACGUCUGGCUUGAAGGCCGCCCUGGUGGCGAGGGUCCGCGAGGCUGUUGACAACGAACGUAUAGCUAGGAUGAGGAAGACGACUAAGGGUGCGGCAGCUCCAGAGGGCAGCGUGGACACUCCGGAGAGGAAAGUUAAGAAGCAGGUGAAGGUGGAAGAGCCGGUGUCGAUAGAAAAGGCUGGGCAGCGACGUAGAGCACCUUCCCGUCGGUGUAAGGUGAAAGGCAGCCCCUCGAGCGCGAGCACGGUGGCCCCUCGGACUGUGAAAGGCAGCCGAUCCUCACCGGUGAGCCUAGGCAGUAGUCCAGACUCGACAGGAAAUAAGGAAGACGCCACUCUGUCGGUGUCCGAGUCGUCGGCAUCAUCAUCGUCAUCAGAUAGCUCAUCAUCCCCUCCUAGCAAGAAGCGUAGGAUGAGCACGUCGAAGAAGCGAGCUGUUGUCGCUCGACUACGACAAACUGUGAAGCCACAGGCGGGCAGAGGGCCGCCUCAGUCCUCCAAGCGCCCUAAGAACUCCGAAGAUGACGAUUAUGAACCCAGCGAUGCUACUGCAAGUGGCUCUAGUAGCGAGAGCGAGGCUACUGGGGAUGAUUCGGACGAGUCGAGCGAUAGUGAAAUUGAAGUUGUGAAGAGGAAAGGUCGACAGGCGAAGCGUCGGGGGUCGACGUGUGCUGGUCGGGUGACAAGAGCUGCAGCGAAGAAGGUGCGAAAUGAAGAGGAGGAUGAUGACGAUACCUCCGGUAAGCCGCCCGGGGGAUUAGUCUUGAGUCAAUAUCGUUGUGCGUUAGAUUGCGAGAGGAGUGACUUGGAUCUGUCGAAGUCCGCCCUUCACAGUGUACGUUGGGGCAGGGUCAUCCUGGAUGAGGCCCAUCGAAUUAAGGGACGGACAACAACGACUGCCCUUGGAGCGUAUGCAUUGAGGGCUGAGUACAGGUGGGGGCUCAGCGGGACGCCUUUGCAGAAUCGCGUGGGAGAGCUGUACUCGCUCGUGAGGUUCUUGAAGUAUGAUCCGUAUGCCUUCUACUUCUGCAAGACCAAGAACUGUGACUGUAAGUCCAUGGCUUACCGUUUCGAGGACAACCGAUACUGUAAACGGUGCGGUCAUACUAAGAUGCAACAUUACUCCUAUUUCAACCAAACCAUUAGCAAGCCUAUUCUGAAGCAUGGGUUCUCGGGAAUUGGCAAGGACGCUUUGAAAGAGCUGCGCGAUCGGGUUCUGGAUCGUCUGCUAUUGCGACGUACCAAAGAGGAGCGUGCUGAUGACCUACACCUGCCUUCGAUGACUGUGAGCAUCAGACGAACGGAGCUCACGGACAGCGAGAAGGACUUCUACGAGAGCUUAGCAAUGCAGAGUCAACUACGCUUCGACGUCUAUGCUAAUGAGGGCACGGUUCUUAAUAAUUAUGCUCAUAUCUUCGACCUCUUGACGAGGCUACGUCAGGCAGUAGAUCAUCCCUACCUCAUCGUCCAUGGCAUGGAUUGUGGUUCUAUCCCUGCUAAGAGCACUGCUGGGAGGGAUAGGGCUGACAUAUGCGUAGGAUUUCCCUCUCAGGUGUUGUGCCAAGACGACAUACCAGCUCGUACCACCAACGAGGAUGAGGCUCAGGCCAAGGCUACGUGUGGUCACAGUUUCCAUAAUGAGUGCGUGAGAGAUUUUCUGCGCGAGGCUCCUCAGUUGCCGCUGAAUGGAGGAAUCGGAUGCCCUGCGUGCUUCGCUCCGAUAACAGUCACAUUCGGGCAGGUAGCUCGGGUUUCCUUUGAUUAUACCAAGUUGACAAGCAUAUUCUGCGUGUCAUUACUCAUUUGUCAGGCUAUUGAGGAGGAGGACGAGAGUCAGCAGGGAUCACCAUCGCCCGAAAAGGUGAAAGAGAGUGCAGCUAUCGGCGGACGGUCGAAGAACAGUAUCCUCAAUCGUAUCAAAGCUGACGAGUUCGAGUCGUCAGCUAAGAUUGAUGCUUUACUUGACGAAGUCAGGAAGAUGAAAGAGAGGGAUCCCUCUGCUAAGGGGUUGGUAUUCUCCCAGUUCAGCCGUAUGCUAGAACUCGUGGACUUCAAGCUACGGCGAGAGGGGAUUUCCUGCUUGGUUCUUCACGGUGGCAUCCCUAUGGCUCAACGAUCCAAUAUACUUCUGUCCUUCCGCCAGGACCCUGAAUUCACACUACUGCUCAUCUCGCUCAAGGCUGGUGGCGAGGGGCUGAAUCUUCAAGCUGCCAGUUGCGUAUUCCUGCUUGAUCCAUGGUGGAAUCCAGCGUAUGAGCAACAAGCGAUCCAAAGAGCUCAUCGACUUGGCCAGACAAAGGCCGUUAAUGCUGUGAGAUUCAUCACUAAGGAUACCGUCGAGGAGAGAAUACUGGCCCUACAAGAGAAGAAACAGCUCGUGUUCGACGGCACCGUAGGUGGAAAUGAACAAGGCGCGCUCCAGAAAUUAGCGGUCGAGGAUCUUCGAUUCCUCUUCCAGCAGUAG